AUGGCAUAUGCCAGCCUCACUCCCGAGGAGCUCAAAGCUCUCGAUGCGACACGACAGAAAUUCUUUCAGCUCACCAGCAGCAUUCAGUCGCUCAAGAACGAUCUAGCACGAACACAUCCUCUACCACAAUGGUCAUCGCUCCAAGUCACCACCGCCAUGCUUUCGAACUACAUGGAUAGCAUCACGCGGCAUCUAGCAGAACAUUCCGAAUUGAUGAACAAAGUCGUCGUCUAUCCAUCCACCAAUUAUCCAGGACGCGAGCAAGAAGGGCUGCUCGGUAUGCUUUUGCGGAAAAAGCUAGAACCACCCGUCGAAGCUUUGGUAGAAGAAGCACGCGAGAUCGAGAUCAAGAACCCCAAAGCUGUGAGCCAGGAGAAUGAAGAAUUCGCAGAUUGGGCGGCAGGUUGGAUUCAUCAGCGUGUAGCCACGGCUGCCCAGUCGGAAAUGGUAGAAAACUUCACCCAAGAUGAAAGAAUCGCCGGGGUUGAGAAUGUUAGGACUGGAUUGCGCAGAAAGAUCGACCUGAAGCCACCGAAGAUUGCAUCAGAAGAGGAAGAAUCUAGCGAAGAAGAAGGAAGUGAAGAUGAGGAAAUGGAGGAUGCUGGAUUGGAUACGGCUCCUACUCGGCCGGUUGAAUUUGGUAUGGGAACUGUGAGAAAGAACCCGAACGCGUUGGUCCGGACCGAAGACGACAUACUGCGAUUUGCUACAAAUGGUGCAACUUCAGCACCGGCAGCACCCCCUAGCACUCUCAAUACUGUAUGGAGCGUAGGGAAGAAAGCGAAAUGA
Glarea lozoyensis ATCC 20868 is the source of this 789-nucleotide messenger RNA. Its product is annotated as RNA polymerase II mediator complex component Med8, putative. NCBI's taxonomy places the organism in Eukaryota, Fungi, Ascomycota, Leotiomycetes, Helotiales, Helotiaceae. Gene Ontology annotation, cellular component: core mediator complex; mediator complex. Gene Ontology annotation, biological process: regulation of transcription by RNA polymerase II. The record is from RefSeq and is a predicted model, not a curated record. Bases 1 to 789 code for a protein of 262 amino acids. The transcript has 2 exons. Gene Ontology annotation, molecular function: RNA polymerase II cis-regulatory region sequence-specific DNA binding; transcription coregulator activity.